GAAUGAUAAGAUUAGUCACAGCGACCUUGGCGGGCACAAAUUCUGUACCAGACGCAAUAGAAAUCUCCGCCAGUGUUGCGGUGAAAGGUUAUCUGCUGGCCGAAGUCGUGUUCGCUGUUUGCCGUCGUCGCGUGGUCCGAAACUAACCAAAACAAUGUUAGUACAAAUUUCAGAUUGACUUUGGUCAACGGGAAAGUGUCUGCCCAGUGUGUUACUGAUUCACUUCCUGCUCACAGCUCGAGUCUAUCCGUCGAACAGGAUGUUCCAGAAACGAUUCAUCAGUUUGUUGCAGCGUGCUAAUCGUUUACCAAAUUCCGUAACGACAACGAGAUAUUGUUCGGUGCUGAGUUCGGUGAAGUGCAAAAAAAUCAAUUACGAGAAAAUUGGUAUCAUUGGAGUGCCGUUCGAAAAAGGUCAACGAAAGCAGGGAGUCGGUUUGGGACCGAAGGCCAUUCGUCAGGCAGGAUUAAUUGAAAGUAUCCAGGAGAUUUCACACAGACUGAGUAUCCGCGAUUAUGGGGACAUUCAUUACGAUGCACUGAAUCUAACCGGGCGACAUACAGCGAAUAUGAGAAUGCUGGAACACGUGGCGAGUUGCACAAAACAUCUCUCGGAAAAGGUCGUGCAAGUGUUGAACGAUGAUCGCCUAUGUGUGACUCUCGGUGGCGAUCAUGCCAUUGCAAUCGGAUCCAUCGACGGCCAUCUGAAGCACUCUGCCGAUGUCGCUGUGAUAUGGGUCGAUGCACAUGCGGAUUUGAAUACAAAUGCGACUUCACCAUCGGGGAAUCUUCACGGGAUGCCUGUGGCCCUGUUAGCCAAAGAACUGGCGGAUUAUUGGCCUUACCUUCCGGGGAUGGAUUGGCAGGAACCGAUCAUUUCAAUCAAAAAUUUGGUGUACAUUGGACUUCGUUCGGUUGACCCUUUCGAACGAGCGAUAAUCGACAAAUAUAAUAUACAUGCCUUCGGUGUUCGGGAGGUUGAGAAGUACGGAAUCCGGGAGGUUAUGAAGAUGGCUUUGGAACGAGUAGAUCCCAACGGGACCAAAAGUUUGCAUGUUAGCUACGACAUCGAUUCGUUGGAUGUCCUGGAAGCACCCAGCACCGGAACAAGCGUCCGGGGCGGUUUAACCCUGCGGGAAGGUAUUUACAUUAUGGAGGAAGCAUACAACACUGGUCGACUGGCGGCCGUCGAUAUGGUUGAAGUUAAUCCCGCAAUCGGAACACCGGUUGAUGUUCAGAAAACGGUGAGUGCCGCAAUCCACCUACUGGUGGCCGCGUGUGGAAACAGCCGAAGAGGAAAUGUUCCGGAUACGUUAGACUUUACAAAAGAAAAGUGAGACUGUGUGACGCGUUCGAGUGAAAGUGUUUCGAUGAUUACUUAUCGCUACUGUGCUGAUGUAUGCUAUUUUUCUUUGUAUAAAUAAAAUAACAGUUAAUAAAUUA
This is a messenger RNA of Malaya genurostris, 1442 nucleotides long. It is a transcript of the gene arg, whose product is annotated as arginase, hepatic. Gene Ontology annotation, molecular function: manganese ion binding; arginase activity. The transcript has a single exon. NCBI's taxonomy places the organism in Eukaryota, Metazoa, Arthropoda, Insecta, Diptera, Culicidae. Gene Ontology annotation, cellular component: cytoplasm; cytosol; nucleus. Bases 260 to 1336 code for a protein of 358 amino acids. The record is from RefSeq and is a predicted model, not a curated record.